This is a messenger RNA of Candoia aspera, 5631 nucleotides long. It is a transcript of the gene ARHGEF6, whose product is annotated as Rac/Cdc42 guanine nucleotide exchange factor 6. Gene Ontology annotation, cellular component: lamellipodium; cytoplasm. The record is from RefSeq and is a predicted model, not a curated record. The transcript has 22 exons. Gene Ontology annotation, biological process: lamellipodium assembly. Lineage: Eukaryota; Metazoa; Chordata; Lepidosauria; Squamata; Candoiidae. Gene Ontology annotation, molecular function: protein binding; guanyl-nucleotide exchange factor activity. Bases 55 to 2379 code for a protein of 774 amino acids.
GGCUUGGCUUCAUCGUUGCACAAAAGAAGCUUAAGGGCAGAGAAAUCUUCAGUCAUGAAUCCAGAAGAGCAAGUGGUGACUUGGUUGAUUUCCCUGGGGGCCUUAAAUUCUCCCAAAAUGAUGAUUGGCGACCCGAUGCAAUUCCUCAAGACGUCUCUGAAGGAUGGAGUUGCCCUGUGCAAACUGCUACUCCGACUUCUGCCCGGAUCUAUCGAAAAGUAUUGCCUGGAGCCCAAGACGGAAGCUGACUGCAUUGGCAACAUCCAACAGUUUUUAAAUGGGUGCACAGCACUGAAAGUGGAGCUGUUUGAUGCCCACGAUCUCUACUCUGGAGAAAACUUCUCCAAGGUCCUGGCUGCCCUUUCUUCUCUCAACAGAGCAACGGAAGAUCCAGGCUCGACCAGGAAGCCAUGCUCUCAGCUGCCUCCUCCAGCCACCGGUGACUGCCACCCACUGACCCAAGCAGCAGCAUCUCGGCCAUCAAGAGUGUUGCAGAGGCAGUCAAGAGUCGGGGAGAUGACAGAAAACGGCAGUCACCAGCUGGUGGUUAAGGCCCGGUUCCAGUUUAAGCAGACCAAUGAGGACGAGCUGACAAUCAACAAGGGGGACAUCAUUUACGUCACCCGCACCGAGGAAGGGGGCUGGUGGGAAGGGACGCUUAAUGGGAAGACGGGUUGGUUCCCCAGCAACUAUGUCAGAGAAAUUAAAUCCACUGAUAAAUUGCUCUCUCCUAAGGCUUUGAAAGGGGCUGAAAGUCCUCAACUUACCAAGAAUUACUAUGCUGUGGUGCUUCAAAAUAUUUUGGAAACGGAGCGAGAGUAUGCCAAGGAACUGCAGUCACUUCUAGGAACGUACUUAAAGUCUCUCCAGUCUUAUGACAAGCUGAGUGCCAUGGAUAUAGCAUCUUUGCUCGGAAACGUGGAGGAGAUCUGCAACUUUCAGCAGAUGCUUAACCAGGCCCUGGAAGACUGUGCUAAACUUCCAGAACACCAGCAGAAAGUGGGAGGCUGCUUCCUAAACCUGAUGCCCCAGUUUGCAUCUCUGUACCUCACUUAUUGCACUAACCACCCAUCCGCAGUCAACGUCUUGACCCAACACAGCGAGGAACUGGAGAAGUUCAUGGAAAGUCAAGGAAUGGCCUGCUCUGGGAUAUUGACCCUAACCACCAGCCUCAGCAAACCCUUCACACGGCUGGAUAAAUACAUUUCCCUUCUGCAGGAACUUGAGCGGCACGUGGAGGAGGCACAUCCUGACCAUGAAGACAUUUUGAAAGCCGUUGGGUCCUUCAAGUCCCUUGUGUCUCAGUGCCAAGAGAUGAGAAAGAGGAAACAACUUGAGCUACAGGUCCUUUCUGAAACCAUUCAAGGUUGGGAAGGUGAAGAUAUCCGGUCCAUGGGCAGCGUCCUUUAUAUGUCACAAGUCAUGGCCCAGUAUGGAGGGAAUGAGGAGAAAGAGGAAAGAUACUUCAUGCUGUUCUCAAGUGUUCUGUUGAUGCUGUCAGCCAGUCCUUGCAUGAGUGGAUUUAUGUAUAAGGGGAAGCUCCCCUUAAUAGGAAUGAUGGUGACAAAAUUAGAAGACCUGGAAGGAAGUGAGCACUCUUUUGAAAUUUCAGGAGGCAUGGGAGACCGGAUCACGGUACACUGCAGUAGUAGCCAAGAUUUGCAUGAAUGGCUUGACCACUUGCAAAGGCUGACAAGAGGAACAACUUUCAGUGGUACCCUUUCUAAAACCCAGUCUUGGGGCUCCCAUUCUACUUUCAGCUCUACUGGGCAAGUCCGUGGCCCACUGGAACCACCCCAGAUCCUCAAACCCUGGACCUUGAGUUGCCUCCGCCCUGCACCUCCUCUCAGGCCAUCAGUGGCCCUCAGCUACAAAGAGCGGAUGUCCUACAUCUUAAAGGAGUCCUCCAAGAGUCCAAAGACAAUGAAGAAGUUCCUUCCCAAAAGGAAGACGGAGAGGAAACCAUCUGACGAGGAGUUCGUCAUUAGGAAAAGCACAGUGGCCUUGGAAGAGGAUGCUCAGAUCCUCAAGGUGAUUGAGGCGUACUGCGCAGGGGCCAGUUUUCAGCAGAACGUCACUUCAGGUUCCCGCAAAGAUUCUGUCCCGCAGGUCCUGCUUCCAGAGGAAGAGAAAAUAAUCAUUGAGGAAGUGCGGAGCAACGGGCAGACCGUGGCAGAGGAGAAGAGUCUUGUGGAUACUGUCUAUGCACUAAAAGAUGAGGUCAAGGAACUGAAGCAGGAAAACAAACGAAUGAAGCAAUGUUUGGAAGAGGAGCUGAAGUCCAGGAAAGAUUUAGAAAAAUUGGUCCGGAGGUUAUUGAAGCAAACAGACGAAUGUAUCCGAGAAGAAACAGGCCGCCGUUCGUCUGUGCUGGCUUGAUCCCUUAACCCCUCUCAGGGAGGUUUGCAGCCACGUCGCAGCAUUCCCAGAAAAUGGGCUGACUUUUCUGCUCGCUGUUUUUUUGGGGGAUGCACAUGUAUUUUGCUUCUUCUGUUUUGUUCUUGUUGCGGGGGUGGGUGGGAAAGGAACAGCACUGCUCCGGCCAAUGUUUUCCCUUGUUCGAAAAGCCCAUUUUGCAUGCUGCUAAUGGCCGGCACACAUUUGCUCCGAAGUGGCCGUUCGGGCCCCCUCUGAAUCACAGAAACCUGCCUGCAGCUUCUGAUAGCUCACCACGUCUUCUCCUAGGAAUACACCCUUGGCAAGUGAUUGGUUGCCACUCGGAGUAAAGAUUGCCGAGUGCAAACUUUUCAGAGGAAAUGCAGAAAGAAAAAUGCGCCUGGCCCUUUCCCCUGUCUUUUUGUUUUAAUGCAUGUUACUUAAUUUAUUUUUUGGGGGGGGAGGGCCAGGAAAAACAAGCACCAUUUCUUGAAUUGCAACCAAGUUAAAAGCCAAACAAUGAUUUGCACUUCUUUUUUCAGGUGAUCAGGAAAACAAGAGUGAGGUUUUCCCCCUUGUUGCCCCAUACUUAAGACUGUAGUAACUCCCCUACGUGGCCUUUCUGUAGAUGAUGUUAGGCAAAGGAUCUCAGAGUAUGAUGGAUUUAAUUCCACUGGGGGCCUGCUCUGGAUUCACAGCUUUAGGCUCGUUGCAAAGUAGUGUGGAUCCCCCGAUGCUGCCUUCAAGCAAAGACCCAGCAGCUGAGAGUUAUGCACAUGUACAGUCAUGUAUCCCCACUGAUUUUAUGCUUAAUUAAGGUUGCCCUGGUUAGUCAGUUAAGCAUUUUAAGCAGAGGUAGCUGAGAAGAACCAGGCCCUGCGCAUUAGCCUUUUCCCGCUCCUGAAAAGGAGCAUUUCCAUACUAAGAAGGCACCUGUUUGUGCCAUCGCCUUCGAAAAAAUCACAAAGCAACCCUUCUCCAGUAAUAUCUGAGUUUACACUGGGCAAAAUUUAGGAGGCAGGAUGCCUGUUCUGCAUCGCUUCAUGCGCACUUCAUUUAUUGACUGAUGACUGUUCCUCCACUGAUUUAAACAUCCUGUUUUAAACAUUUUCACUCAAAAGAACAUUUUCAGGGGACAGAGACAGUUGCUCAAAGUUUGAUUAGUCCUGGAAAAGUUUCUUUUUUUCUUUUUUUAAUGUGGAAGGAUGUCUUCUGUUAUGAUGGAGAAAGCAAGUGUUUCAGGUGUUUACCUUUGGGCCAGGAAUAUAGCACCAACUGAAUUUCCCUCUUAGAUAAUACGGGAUUGUGGAUGCUUCAGCAUGCGUUGUUAAGGAGAGACCUUUGUCUGCCUGGGUAGGAAAUGAAAUGAGAAUACUACGUUAAUCCUCACCAAAUGCGAAUUGACCCGUUUUGCCUACAGUAAGUGGGUCUUGUGUGUUGGGUUGCUCUGCUUCGCACUUCGCAUUGGCAGGCAGGAUGGUUUUUUGAGAGCUGCAUGAUAGCAAGAAUGGAAUUUGCUCAAUGAAGCACUGUGGGGGAUAAUAUUUGCAUUCCGGCUGUCAGCUGCUGGACAGAAAAGACGCAACUGCAUUUUUUGUAAGGCAAAGCUCUUCUGCUGCCACAGCAGAUGCAGGUUGAUGCAGCAGAAAAGGACAAAGGCCACCAGAUUGAAGGACGAAGCUGAAAGGUACAAAGAGGCAGAUGCCUGCAAGCUGAGUGAGUGAAAGCUUGUUGUGAAGAGACAGGAUGAAGAGUAUCUCCUAGAAUACCAUACUGCAGUCUGCAGAUCCUCAACUUACUUCAUGGAUGACCUCUCUGGAGUUGGCCUUUUCCUGGUCACAAAACGUCUACGGUUUGCCCUUUUCUACCCACAGGGAUUCACCUUGCCAGACCCCAAAAGCAGGCAGAAUAUUGAAAAAUAUUCUUAACAGCAGCUUGUCAGGCUGUGAGAUCCUAUCUUCCCUGCUAGCUUUGCAGCUAAAAUGAAGGAACGUGCACACCAUUGAAUGCGAACGCUAGCUUCACUUUUGGUCCUUGUCCGCACCCUCCCCUGUAGGCCUUCUUUAAAAAAAAAAGUAUGAUAGGCUUUCCAGUUCAGUUGUCAUCUUAUAAAGGAACUUCUUUAAAAUGUGCAGACAACCUAGACAAUUUGGGGAAGGGGUGGGGUGGAGGAGUGUCUUGGUGGCGUUACAGAUACUGGCCACACAGCACUGAGGAUUGCCAGCUUCUGAGACAUACCUGGUGGCACCUCUCUCCAAACCUUCCUAAAUUCAGCAGUGGAGAGGAAGAGGUAUCUCUGAACUGAAUGCAGAGAUGGUCUUCUGGGACAUCCUGGAUGAUCCUUGGGGCCUUCAAUUAUUUCUGUGCUUCCUUACUACCGGCCAGGUGCUUCCAAGGACUUGGAUCAAUGUCUGCUAAGCAAUUCCAAAACUCUGCCUGAAGCAUGUCAGUGGGUGGUUUGAAAUCCACCUCUCUUCGAUUUUGAGGAGACCCCAGGGAACGAGCAGCUGCACCAUGGCAGGAGGAAGACCAUUAUGCUGAGAUGCUCUUGAGAGUCAAGGAAAAAAACACCAAAUCUCCGGACAUCUCAUAUGAAGGAUCUCUAGGUUGGAAUGUAGGAAGGAGACCUUUUCCAAGAGGAAGAAUCCUUGUUUUCCCCAGGAUUGCUAAUCCCUUUGAGGAAAAAAAACAGCCUUGGACUUCCUUGGAAAGCAUUAAUUCCAUCUCUGCUUGGUCGUGUUUCCUCAAGCCAAGAAAAUCACUGUGCCCCAGGCCUCCAAAAUUUGGGAAAUGCUGGCCUUAUUAUCUGAAUACAAUAUUUGCUUUCACUAUAUCCACCAGGUUGUGUGUGUGUGUGUGUGUGUUUAAGGAAAAUUAAGGCUGCAAAAAUCUUAAGCCCAUGUUUUUCGGAGGUCCCACUGCACUCAGAGAACUUUUCAGUAAAAAUGUAUAGGAUUGUGCUGUUAAAAAACAAAAGGAAGAAUAUACAACGGAACUAAAGGAAUCGAAGCCAUGUAAACCUGAUUGGAUAAUAUAUAAAUAUAUAUAUAUAUUUACAGUUCUAUGUAAAUAGGUUUCUGUUAAGACCCUACAUUAUUUGUUUCCUUCUUUGCUUUUCAGUUUCUCUCUCAUUGUGUUUUUAUUUUCCAUCACAACCACUGAUGCAAGCCAAACCCUUUUUCUAAAAUAUUUUUAUUUUGAGCAAUUUUUAAAUUUUGGUUUUCAAGGAAAUAAAAGAGGAUUUUUAAAAGAAAA